CUUUCAAAAAUUUUAACAGGGUUAUGUUGUUAAAAUAAAAAUGAAGACGGAUCCUGAAUCAAAAAGUGAAGCCGAGACUCCCGGGCCCGUUGUAACCGGCGAUGUGAUAGGUGACACUGCGUAUAGCGAGCGCUUUGUGUUGAAAAUACUAUUAAAAUUGGCGAACUUGGACUCUUUGAAAGAUGAAUUAAACGAAAAAGCCUUCGAAGACGAUAUCUGCACUCUGUGGGAUAUGACUGUAGAAAGGGACGUUGUUUUGUUCCUUUUAAAACAUAAGAUGUUAAAUCUUUUCAAUUUUGCAUUGCCUACUAUAGAAACACCGCGUUACAUUGAGAUAUUUGUGGGUAUAAUUGGAAAUAUGUGCUGUCAGAAAGAAGCUGUGAACACAUUAAUAAAAAUGGAUGAAUUUUUAUAUUUGCUAUUGGAUUACAUAAAGACAGAUGAUAGUUUAAUUCUUAUACAACUGCUGCGUUUGGUGAGUUCAGGAUUACCUUCAAUGGACAGUGAUGACAUAGUUAUCUGGUUAAACAUGUUUGAUAAAGUUGGCUAUUCAGAUGCUCUUUAUUAUAUUCUUAAAAACUCAUCAAAUAAACAGCUUCUAGUGACCGCAUUAGAGAACCUAAAUACGAUUUGUUCAUAUUGUAACAUACAAAUGUGUAGGAAUCAAUAUUUUGAACAUUUUGUUUGUAAAGAAGUCCUAACUUCAUUAACAACAGCUUUCACAGAACUUACUAGUACACAAAAAGAAAGUUUAUCAAAAGAUGAAUUGGAAAGAAUUAUGGUGAUAAGUUUACAAAUGACUUUGGAAAUGGUUAGUUUUGAAAAGCCCACAGAAAUAUUUGAUGAUUGUAAUGAAAAUAUUGAAACAAUCAUAAGUACUGUUUUAGAAUAUUAUGAAGUGAAACUUGUGCAAGAAAAAGAAAUUGAUUCUGAUUUGGUCGAUUUACUCGACUGUAUAAAUAAUAUAGUUGGGAUUGUACAAAUUAGUAAAGAAUGUGAACCAGAUAAAUAUUUUAACACAUGUUACAGUAUGUGGAAAGCUUUAAAAUCUAUAACAAAUGUAAACCAAAAUGGUGAUAGUAACUUUGAAGAAGUAGAUAAAGAGGAGUUUCAAGAAUUUGUUAAGAAUAUGAAGCCAUCUUUAAGUGUAUUAAUGUGCAAGUACAUGCAGCAAUGUUCACAAGAACAUUUAUUUAAUGUAUUGGAUAAAAUUGGUGAUGAAAAUAAAGACAUAUUAAUGUCACUCACAGAUGUUGACAUAAAGGUUGCUGUAUCUAAUAGAAUUUUUGAUUAUACAACAAGAUUAAAUGAGAAUUUAGAUUCAUAA
Messenger RNA from Papilio machaon (common yellow swallowtail), 1327 nucleotides. RefSeq lists its product as uncharacterized. Lineage: Eukaryota; Metazoa; Arthropoda; Insecta; Lepidoptera; Papilionidae. The record is from RefSeq and is a predicted model, not a curated record. The coding region runs from base 41 to 1327 and encodes 428 amino acids. The transcript has a single exon.